CUUAGCAACCGACCGGACUCUUUUACCUUAGCAACGAGCGCAGCUCCCACCAUGGCUGAAGAGGAAAUUGCUGCCCCGCCAGAGAAAGUCAUCCGGGUGCAGAGGGUGUUUAUAAACCUGCUGGACACCUACAGCAGCAGGAACAUCGGGAAGUAUUUAUCUAACUGUGUCGUUGGAGCUUCCCUGGAAGAAAUUACGGAGGAAGAAGAAGAAGAAGAUGAAAAGCCAGCCGUCCUGGAAGCCUCAUCUUUCAGACUGAAGGAAGGCACAUUCCAGAUCGUGGGUACACUCUCCCAGCCCGAAAACCCCGGACCCAACUUUGCGGUGGAGACAUACUGGGCCAUCUCCCGCGAAGACCUGCUCCUGCGCCUACUGGAGUGUGACGUUGUCAUUUACAACAUCACGGAGAGCUGGCCGCAAGUGGAGGAAGCCGUGUGGGCCGUCUCUGCACUGAGUGAAGAAGUCAGUCAUUUUGAAAAGCGGAAGGUUUUUAUUCUGCUCUCCACUGUGAUGACUUGGGCGCGAUCCAAACCUCUGGACCCUGAUGAUACUGAGGUCCCAUUUACUGAAGAGGAUUAUCGAAGAAGAAAGCAUCAUCCUAAUUUUACAGACCACAUAAAUGCUGAAAAAAUGGUGCUUAAAUUUGGAAAAAAUGUCAAAAAAUUUGCAACUUAUGUAAUUGCUGCAGGACUUCAGUAUGGACUGGAAGAAGGCAUCUUACACACUUUCUUUAAGAUAGCUUGGUUGGGUGAGGUUCCUGCAUUACCUGUUUUUGGAGAUGGAACAAAUAUAAUUCCAGCAAUUCAUGUUCUCGACCUGGCAGGAGUGAUACAAAAUGUAAUAGACCACGUGCCAAAGCUCCAUUACCUGGUGGCUGUGGACGAGUCAGCUCAUACUCUGGAAGACUUCGUCAAGUGCAUCAGUAAACACACCGGCCCUGGGAAAACCCAGAAAGUACCCAAAGAAAAUGCUUACCUAAUCAAGGAUUUAAAACAAGAGUGUCUUGAUCAUUUGCUGGUCAACUUAAGAAUGGAAGGGGUCUUCGUGAAGGAGAAUUUUAACAUCCGAUGGGUUGCCCAGACAGGAUUUGUGGAAAAUAUCAACAAUAUCCUCAAAGAAUACAAGCAAAGCAGAGGAUUACUGCCAAUCAAGAUUUGUAUUCUCGGUCCUCCUGCUGUGGGAAAAUCCAGUAUUGCUGAAGAACUGGCCAAGCAUUACAAACUACAUCACAUUAAAAUAAAGGAUGUGGUUUCCGAAGCCAUAGCAAAACUGGAGGCGAUCGUCGCGCCUAAGGACAUAGGGGAUGGAGAAGAAGAAGGCGAGGAGGAGGAGGAGGAGGAGAACGUGGAGGACGCUCAGGAGCUCUUAGACGGCAUCAAGGAGAGCAUGGAGCAGAACGCAGGUCGACUAGAAGAUCAAUAUGUAAUUAGAUUUGUCAAAGAAAAGCUAAAAUCUAUGCCUUGUAGGAAUCAAGGAUACAUUUUGGAUGGAUAUCCAAAGACCUAUGAUCAGGCCAAAGAUCUGUUCAAUCAGGAAGAUGAGGAAGAGGAAGAAGAAGUCAGAGGCAAAAUGUUUCCCUUUGAUAAAGUAAUUAUACCUGAAUUCGUGUGUUCUCUGGAUGCCUCGGACGAGUUCCUGAAGGAGCGGGUGAUGAACCUUCCUGAGACCCUCGUGGCCGGAACCCACUAUAGCCAGGACCGCUUCCUCCGGACGCUAAGCAACUACCGGGACAUCAAUACUGAAGAUGAGACUGUCUUCAACUAUUUUGAUGAAAUCGAAAUCCACCCAAUACAUAUUGAUGUAGGAAAACUUGAAGAUGCUCAGAACAGACUCGCCAUCAAACAGCUCAUCAAAGAGAUUGGGGCGCCUCGAAAUUACGGUUUAACAGAGGAGGAGAAGGCAGAGAUGGAGCGGCGAGAUGCGGAGGAACGCCUGGCCAGGGAGGCUGCUGAGGAAGCAGAGCGUGAGCACAAGGAGGCUGUGGAGGCAGCAGAGAAGCUGGCCCGCUGGGAGGAGUGGAAUAAACGACUAGAGGAAGUCAAAAGAGAAGAAAGAGAGCUGCUGGAGGCUCAGUCUGUUCCCCUGAGGAAUUACUUAAUGACCUAUGUCAUGCCAACCCUCAUGCAGGGCCUGAGCGAGUGCUGUAAAGUUAGACCGGAUGAUCCUGUAGAUUUUCUGGCAGAAUAUCUCUUCAAGCAUAAUACUGAGAUGCAGUAAAGCUUCAAAGAUCUUGUACCGUGUAACUUUACAGAACGAGAGAGCAUCUUAACCCUGUAAUUUGAAAAACUUGCUCUUAAAAAUUCUCAGUUUUUUGAAAAUUCUUUUUCUGUAAGCAAAUAUUUUAUAAAGUAAAAUUAUUAUAAAAAACUACAUGGCAAUGAAUGAUAACUUCAUUAAAACUACAACUGAACAGUAAGUUGAUAUGGCAUGUGUGCGUAGCCCAGGAAAUCAAUGUUGAUUUAAUAUUUCAUUAUUAGAUCAGUUUCAAAUAUUCUGCAUAUUCAUGCCCCUAGCAAUUUAAUUUAUAGCGUAAAGAACAUCACACUAUGUAUUAUUCUGACGUGUAUUCUAAUGAUUUUACACAACUUGUUAACCUAGUACCAUGCCCCAAUACCAAUGGUUAGAAAUGGAAAUAAAUAGAAUAGUUGUUGAGUCUCAGUAAAUCAGACAAGACUGGCUUCUGUAAGGCUGCUUCUGAGAUCAGGAUCAGGAUUCUAGCUGAUGAAUCAGAGAACUGUAAACUUUGUGAUGGAAAAAUUCUUGUUGCACAAUGAAUACUGAUAUAUGUGAUAAUUAGAAAGUUGCCAAAUAUUUUUGACAAACUGACUUUAUAAUACAGGCUUAAGCUAUCAAUUCUUUUCCAGCUCUAAAAACCCCAUAAAAUUCCUAGACUUCCUCCAAACGAGAAAUUAUUUUAAUGAUGUAUAUAUUUCACAAUGUAACCUGAAUAUAACUGCAUUUUA
Messenger RNA from Sciurus carolinensis (gray squirrel), 2963 nucleotides. RefSeq names its product adenylate kinase 7 (gene Ak7). The record is from RefSeq and is a predicted model, not a curated record. Lineage: Eukaryota; Metazoa; Chordata; Mammalia; Rodentia; Sciuridae. The transcript is spliced from 18 exons. Gene Ontology annotation, biological process: nucleobase-containing compound metabolic process. The coding region runs from base 52 to 2217 and encodes 721 amino acids. Gene Ontology annotation, molecular function: ATP binding; AMP kinase activity. Gene Ontology annotation, cellular component: cytoplasm.